Messenger RNA from Moneuplotes crassus, 3241 nucleotides. Lineage: Eukaryota; Ciliophora; Spirotrichea; Euplotida; Euplotidae. The record is from the annotation of a GenBank genome assembly.
UUUGAAGUUUAAAUUUACAAAUGGAGGGAAUUAAUAUAGACGUAAGGUCUUCAAAUUGAGAGUUUGAGUAUCAAAGUCAACUCCUACCAGCACAAAAAAUUCAGGAUGAUGAUAUAGAAGAUAUUAUCGAUGAUCCAGCUAGAUUUCAUAGGAAAUUACUAGAGUGCGGAAUUAUUGAUCCAGAUUACGCAGAAUUUUUGACUGAGCUUAACCAUACCGGAAAAUAUGAAAAAGAUAGCCAUCAAAGAGCUGACCAAUAUUAUAUGAAAGAACUUGAUAGAGUCAAGUAUUACUAUGAGAGCCAAACACAGAAUUUUAGGGAAGAUACUGAACAAGCUAUGAAUAAACUCCAAGAAGAAAAUCAAACUCUUUACGAAAAAUGUAAUUUCUUGACAGAACAAUUAAACCAGCUUCAGUCAGAUAAACCAAAGAAGAUUCCUGGUCGUCUGACUACUAAAAAUACUUUCCAAAGACGAAGUUCAGAAAAUUCUCAAUUCAAGGGAAAAUAUAAGAAUAUUUGGAAAAAUCCAAGCACACCCAGAAAUGAUAACACUAGUCAGUCCAGAGAAUAUGAGGACUCACAAAUACAAUUAGAAGCUGCUAACACAAAACUCAAGAAGAAAGUAGAUGAACUCACAAGCAGAGCGAAGAGACUCAAGUCUUCAUGGGAAACCAAGAUCGAAGAACAAAAGAAGGAAAUCCAAUCUCUUCAGACAGACUCUAAGGAACUCAGAACAAAGCUGUCUCAGCAAAAAUCUAAAAGCCUAAGAGAUAUUGCUAAACAGAAGGAUAUUAAUUCAAAAUUGGAGAAAGAAGUUGACUUGCUAAAUAAGUCACUAAGAGACCUUGAAAAGGAAAAGAUUCAGAUAAAAAACAGACUAGAAAGAACCCUUGCUGAAAAAUCAUCAAAAUAUAGAGAUAACAACAGAGCAGAUUUGUCUAGAAGCGGGGCUAGAUCUCAGAACGAUGCUGAUCUUUACAAUAAGAAUGCUAGAUAUAGCACAAAGCCACAAAUACAGCCUAUUUCUAACAGGAAGAGCUCCCAUAUUUCAAAAAGAGAAAACAGGCUGUUUUCGUCAACUAAUUCCUUACAACCAUUCAACUUGUUCAAAACUACUAAGAAUUCCAAAGCUAAAAAUUCUGGCAAAGACAGAGUAAAUUCUAAUGUAAACAGAGUUAAAAGUCCUAAAGACUCAAACACUUCAACGAAACAUAAAACUUGUUCAAGGAAAGGUAUCUGUAGCGUUGGGCUUAGUAAGAGAGAGUGAAGACGUAAUCAUUCUAAAGCUAGUGGAUCAUCAAAUAGCCUUAAUAGAACAAGUCUACAAUUUAAGUCCACUACUUCAGCAAUGAAUAAGAUUAAAGAUAUGUGCCAAAUGAUGGUGGACAGUUGAUCUAGACUAGAAUGAGCCCGUUGAUUCAACAUGUAUCCUCCAACUGACUUCCUUGAUCACAUCAAUACAAAAGAUCAAUGUAAAAUAAAUUAUGCUAACCCAGAUAUGCUCAGCAAUGAGAAUGAGAGAACUCUAGACUCUCAAUCGCCUGUCAUCAAGAAAAGCAAAAAGAAGAACAACAAAAAAGAAAACAAUCUAGAUGAAAUCAAUCCGAUGAGUGAAAGAGGAUCAAUGGGAUCGAUUAAAAAGAGCAUGAGAUCUUCUAUCAAAAGAAGGAUGCUCCCUCCUCAAGAUAGAACAAUGAAAGAAGGAUCAAUAGCUCAUUAUUCAAAUCUCUCUUAUCGAGAUCGUUCUUAUAAUGAAGAAAACUAUAACAAUAGGAAUAAUCAGACUCUGAACAACCUUCAUCUGAGAGAUAGUCUAUCAUGCAAAAAUAACUUAAACCCUCGAAAAAAGAUCUAUGAUGGUGUCCACCAAAGUAUGGAUACAAAUACAAAUAUGCUUAGAAACUCUGUAAUGACUCCUGUAAAUAAUCAUGCUAACGGAUCUUUUGUGCUUCAACCUCACUGCCAAGGGCCCAUAUUACAGAGCCAGUGCAAUUUGAACUAUACUCCGAAUUGAUACCAUUACCAGCAAGAUCCCUCAGUUAUAGACUCUCAGACUUAUGGGCCUACUAUUGAGGACAGGCUUGAGAAUACUGAAAAGCUGAUUCAAGAGAUGAAUAACAAAUUUGAGGGUUUAACCUCUCCAAAACAGUCAGCCAAAAAUGAAUUCAACAAACUUGUGAAGACACUCACUAUGAACUCUGCUUUACAAGACUACAACGUGGAUAGUGAUAGUGAAAAUGAACACAAUUCAGAACAAAGCUCUAUCGACGAAGAGACUCUCAACAUGAAUCAGAGAGAUCUGAAGAAAUAUUUUAAGCAAAAUAUGAAGAAACAGAAGACAGAUCGUGAGAAUUCUUCCGAAGAAAUGCAUUCCAGUAGGAAUAUGCCCUCACAAAAAUAUCCUGAUAGGGCUCAUUUUUCUAAUUCAAGAUAUGAAAAUGUUGAAGAUGACGAGCUUGAUCAGCUCUAUUCUAGUAAAAGAAACAAGUAUGAGUCCUCUGAAGAGAGAUCUAAUGGGUAUGACCAGAAUGAGCAUAAUGAAGAGUCUUCAAGCGAUCAACUUUAUGAAAAAGCUAAGAAUGCUAUCAACAGAAGGAAAAUGAUGAUAUCUUCAGAGCAAAAUAGUGAGUUCUUAAAUGAUAUUAGCUCCUCAGAACAUGAAAAUCAGCUACAAAUGCUGAAAAUCAGUAGUAGAAGAGUUGAAAAUAUUCUUAGAAACAAGCAAAAAUAGAAGAAAUCAGCCUAUUUCUAAAGAAGAAACUCUUGAUAAACUCAGACAAAAUAAAAUGUCAGAGGAUUCAGACAGUUGCCAGAUCCAAAUGAGUUCUGAGUUUGAUCAUGAAUCUAUAGAACAAAACAUGUUUAAUGAGAAACAGAAUUCUAGAAAUAAAUUGUACGGGAUAAUGGACACUAAAGAUAUAUUAGAAGGUAGAAAAUUCCAUCAAACUACUUCUUCAGGAAACCUUGUGCUUUAUGAUAGCGUAGAGAGAAUGUCUUCCCAAAGCCCUCAGGAAUAUAUUAAUCCUGAAUAUAUUCAAAGAUUAACCCAGAAAGAGAAUUAUCCUCAUGAUUCUGAUGAAGAUGAUCUCCUUGAAGAUGACAAUAUUGCAGAUGAAAAUAUUGCCUACAUUGACCAAGACUAUGAAGAAGAGGAAACAGAGGAGCAAAUAAGAUACAGAAGAGGGCUUAAUCAAUAUGUCAACCAGAUGAGCCAAUCAAAGUUUAAAAAUUAACUAAAAU